This is a messenger RNA of Camelina sativa (false flax), 2044 nucleotides long. Its product is annotated as indole-3-pyruvate monooxygenase YUCCA2. Gene Ontology annotation, molecular function: flavin adenine dinucleotide binding; N,N-dimethylaniline monooxygenase activity; NADP binding. The record is from RefSeq and is a predicted model, not a curated record. Gene Ontology annotation, biological process: auxin biosynthetic process. Lineage: Eukaryota; Viridiplantae; Streptophyta; Magnoliopsida; Brassicales; Brassicaceae.
UGCCAUCUCAUCUCUCCUUUUUUUUUUUUUUCAACUCUUAUAUAGAGUUGCUUCUCUUUCCCCAAGUGUUUGUUUCAGAACCGCAAAACUCUUCUUCAAAAUCCGAAAUCUUUGUUUGAAAUCUCAAUUCUUGAGAGAUUUUUUCUUUUAACAAAUACUACAAAAUAUUCGAGUUUUUUUUUAAAAUAUAUAUAUUUCAUCCGUAGAUUUACCCUGAUCUAUAGGGAAUAUCCGAUCAUCUUCUUAUCUAUUUGGUUUAUUUUCUUCUUUAUUCUUUUUGUAGAUAAGAUCAAUGAAACUCAUUCUCUCUUUUCACCAAUAUUCUCGGGACAUGAUUAUCCACGAGUCACAAGAAAGAGUAUGAUCUUUGUUUACCGCAUGGGUUUAUAAACCUAAAUCCAAGAUCAGUCUCCUACUUCACUUCUUGCAUAACUUGAGAUCUCUUUCUCUCUUUUUUCUUUGCUCUUUUUUUUUUCUCUCUCUCUCUCUCUCUCUCUAACUCUCUCUGUUCUAUGGAGUUUGUAACAGAAACGUUAGGCAAGAGAGUCCAUGAUCCAUACGUGGAGGAAUCAAGGUGCAUAUUGAUCCCCGGACCAAUCAUUGUCGGUUCCGGACCGUCGGGACUGGCCACGGCGGCUUGUUUGAAGUCGAGAGGCGUCUCUAGUUUGAUACUAGAACGUUCCACUUGCAUAGCAUCAUUAUGGCAGCUGAAAACAUAUGAUCGUCUCCGGCUUCAUCUCCCUAAACAUUUCUGUGAGCUUCCAUUGAUGCCUUUCCCUUCAAGCUACCCUACUUACCCUACAAAGCAACAGUUUGUUCAAUAUCUUGAGUCCUACGCGGAACAUUUUGGCCUAAAGCCAGUUUUUAACCAGACCGUGGAAGAGGCGAAGUUAGAUAGGCGGUGUGGGUUAUGGAGGGUGAGGACUGUUGGAGGAACAAAGGAGGAGGAAACUGAGUAUGUUUCGCGGUGGCUUGUUGUGGCGACUGGGGAGAAUGCUGAGGAGGUGAUGCCGGAGAUUGAUGGAAUUGUGGACUUUGUUGGGCCAAUCCUCCAUACAAGCUCUUAUAAAAGCGGUGAAAUGUUUAGAGAGAAAAAGGUUUUGGUCGUGGGAUGUGGAAACUCUGGGAUGGAAGUUUGUUUAGAUCUUUGCAACUUCAAUGCUCAUCCUUCUCUAGUGGUUCGUGAUACGGUGCACGUAUUACCUCAAGAAAUGCUGGGUCUAUCGACUUUUGGGAUAUCCACGAGCCUUCUCAAGUGGUUUCCAGUGCAAGUGGUGGACCGGUUUUUGCUACAUAUGUCACGAUUGGUUCUUGGCGACACGGAUCGGUUAGGGCUAGUUCGACCAAAGCUAGGCCCUCUUGAACGCAAGAUCAAGUGCGGAAAGACUCCGGUUUUGGAUGUUGGCACUCUUGCUAAAAUCCGAAGUGGAGACAUCAAGGUGUAUCCGGAGUUGAAACGGGUAAUGCAACAUUCGGCAGAGUUUGUUGAUGGGAGAGUGGAUAACUUUGACGCCAUUAUACUUGCUACGGGUUACAAAAGCAACGUACCCAUGUGGCUAAAGGGAAUGAACAUGUUUUGUGAGAAAGAUGGAUUUCCGCGUAAACCCUUUCCUAACGGUUGGAAAGGCGAAAGCGGAUUGUAUGCAGUCGGUUUCACAAAGCUUGGGUUGCUUGGUGCAGCCAUUGAUGCCAAGAAGAUCGCUGAGGAUAUUGAUGUUCAACAAAAAUUAUUAACCUUGGGUCGUCCUCAACAUUGUUAACCUGAGAUUCUGGUUUCGAUUUGGCAAAGUAUGAAUUUGAUUAUCUAGAAAAGUAGAGAGGUAGUAGUGGUGCAUUUAUGUAAGGUUCCUAACUCUUUAAUUGUGACAUAUGAGAGUUAGAAAGCAGGGUUAGAUCAACGUUAGGUCAAAGAUUUUUGGAUUUUUAGGAAGAAAAGAUUAGAUCAUGGUCCACCUCUGUAUCUAUUUAGUUGGUUUUGUGUAUGUUUUGCCUUUUUUUUUUUCCUGUAAACAAGAUAAAUAUUUAAAUAUGAUAAUUGAAGUAA